This is a messenger RNA of Salmo salar (Atlantic salmon), 3089 nucleotides long. RefSeq names its product neurofilament heavy polypeptide. Lineage: Eukaryota; Metazoa; Chordata; Actinopteri; Salmoniformes; Salmonidae. Gene Ontology annotation, cellular component: axon; neurofilament. Gene Ontology annotation, biological process: axon development; intermediate filament bundle assembly. The record is from RefSeq and is a predicted model, not a curated record. Gene Ontology annotation, molecular function: structural constituent of postsynaptic intermediate filament cytoskeleton.
AGUUAGUCUGUGUGACAAGGAAAGGGUGGUGAUGACGAUAGCGAAGAUGAUGUCUCUUUAAAGAGAGAGAUUGUUCGUGCUGAGUUGUGAGUUUCUCCUCCCGCGGUAUAAAAGCUCAUCUCUCGUCACCCUGCCGCAGUCUGCAUCCGGCUUAGAGAUGAGCUACCCACUGGACUACCUCUACGGCCACGGCUCCUAUCGCAGGACACCACAGGGACACUCUGCCCGGCCCGCGGCUUCCCUCUCCUCCUCCGGCUACCACUCCCAGCCAUGGACGACCUCCCAGCGCCGCCGCCCGGCCUACAGCCAGGCAGCCUCUGCCGACAGCUUGGAAAUCUUUAACGGCGACAUGACUCGGAGGAACGAGAAGGAGAUUCUGCAGACACUCAACGACCGGUUCGCCGGGUACAUCGACAAGGUGCGGAACCUCGAGAUGAUUAACUCGAAUCUGGAGCAGGAAGCGGCUGCGCUGCGACAGAGCCAGACGGGGCGCGCUACCGUGGGAGAGCACUAUCAGCGUGAGCUGGAGGACCUGAGGGUUAUGGUCCAGCAGUUGACCGGAGAGAAGGCACGCACACUCUUGGAGCAUGACCACCUUGAAGAGGACAUCCAGCAUGUGCGGACCAGGCUCGAGGACGAGGCACGCAGCCGGGAGGAGCUGGAGGCCGCAGCACGCGUCAUGAACAAGUAUGUGGAUGAGUCUGGGCUCGCGCGGCUGGAGCUGGACAAGAAGCUGUUCGCACUGCAGGAAGAAGCCGCGUUCCUAAAGAAGAACCACGAGGAUGAGGUGGCCGAGAUGCUCGCACAGAUCCAGGGUGCACAGGUGAGGUUCGAGGCUCGAGACACGAUCAAGGCGGACGUCACGAGCGCACUGCGGGAGAUCCGCGCUCAGCUGGAUGGCCACGCGACCAAGAGCGCAAUGCAGGCAGAGGGAUGGUUCAAAGUGCGUAUGGAACGGUUGGCGGAUGCAGCUCACUCUAACACGGAUGCAAUCCGCGGUGCCCAAGAGGAGAUAGCCGAGUAUAGACGGCAGCUGCAGAGUCGCACCAUCGAACUGGAGACCCUCAAAGGAACCAAGGACUCUUUGGAGAGACAAUGCAUGGAUAGUGAGGACAGACAUCAUGGAGAUAUCCACUCCCUACAGGAGACCAUCCACCAGCUGGACGGUGAGCUGAAGAGUACUAAGUGGGAGAUGGCAAGUCAGCUGAGAGAAUACCAGGAGCUGCUGAACGUCAAGAUGGCUCUGGACAUUGAGAUAGCUGCCUACAGGAAGCUGCUGGAAGGGGAGGAGACUCGGUUCCUAUCUGGGCCAAGCCUGUUCUCCUACUCCUCCGUUCACCUUAAGCUGAAGGGCGAGGAGCUCUCAGACACAGUCAUACUGGAGGAACAGACGGAUGAGACACAGGUCACUGAGGUGACAGAGGAAGGAGAGGACGAGGAGAAGGGCGAAGAGAAGGAAGAGGAAGUAAAGGAUGAGGAAGAUGAUGAGACCAAAGCUGAGGUAGAAGAGGGAGAAGGAGCUGAGGAUAAGGGAGGAGAGGAGGAAGAGGGUGAUAAGGAGGAAGAGGAAGGAUCUGAGGAUAAGGAGGAAGAGGAGGCAGGUGAGGAGAAAGCGGAAGAGAAGUCUAAGUCACCUGAGGCCGCUUCUCCAUCUAAGUCUCCCACCAAAACCCCACAGCCCAAAUCUCCCCUCCCCAAAUCACCCGCCAAGUCUCCUGCCCCCAAAUCUCCCACAGAGAAAUCUCCCCAGCCCAAAUCCCUGGAUGUGAAAUCACCAUCUAAAUCUCCCCCUAGCAAAUCCCCAGAGUCUAAGUCCCCUCCUCCCAAGUCCCCUCCUCCCAAGUCCCCUCCUCCCAAGUCCCCUCUCCCCAAGUCUCCUGAACCCAAGUCCCCUCCUCCCAAGUCCCCUCCUCCCAAGUCCCCUCUCCCCAAGUCUCCCAUCCAGGAGAAGGCCAAGCCCCCUGCAGAAGACAAACCAGCCAAGGAGGAGAAGAAAGAGAAGGAACAACCCCAGCCUGUAAAAGAGAAGAAACAGGAGCCAGAACCCAAGGAGAAAGAGAAGAGUGAGAGCCAGCCUAAAGAGAAGGCUGAGGAGAAGACAGACAAACCAGAUCCCAAGAAGGAGAGCAAGCCAGAGGAGACCCCAACACCUGCCCCUCCUGCCGUCACCUUGGCCAAGCCUGCAGAGGAGAAGCCCGCCCCCGCCAAGGAGAGCCCCACCCCUGCUAAGAAGGAAGAUGAGAAACAGGCCCCGUCCAAAACAGACGACAAACCUCAGGCAGAGUUGAAGCCUGCCCCCAAAGAAUCCCCAGAGAAAACAGAGAGCAAGAAAGAGAAGAAACCAGAGCCCAAAGAGGAGGUGCAGGAGGACAAGCAGGAGGCCUCUAAAGGGUCUGACAGUAAAGAGGCGAAGGAUACGAAGGUGGAAGGGAAGGCAGAGAAGGACGAAAAGUCCUCCAGCACUGAGGUCAAAGAGAAAGCCAUGAAGUGAAUCACUAACCUGUUGUGUAUGAGAAGAUCUGACAAACCUUUGUAAAGGGAGGCCAGAGCAGAGUAAGAGACAAACAGUAAACAAGCAAAGAAAUAGUGUUUCUCUAGUUACUAAUCCCUGGGUACUCAACCCUGAUAUGAUGCUUCUUCUAAUGUAUGACUGUAAAGAAUGCAGAAUGCUCUAAACUCUAUCUGAAUGUGACUUCCCGUCAAUAAUAACAAGUGCAUUAAAACAGCAACAUCGCUCUGGCUGGGAGCACAGCACAGGGCCAUGUACCUUCUGAAGCCUUCAAGGGCAGAGAUGUCAACAAAUGUCUAUAAAAGAUUGUGUCAGAUGAAUAUAUUGUACUGUAUGUGUAUAUUUAUGACGAUAUAAAUGACUAUAUUAUAUUGACAACUAUAAAAAGCAGAGAGACUAUGAACCCGCUCAUUGUGCACCUUAAACAGCUCCCUGUCUGGUUGUGCUGAGUCACUGUGCUGUGGUUAGUAUGCUAGGUCAGGGAGGAGAACUCUGAAGUCAGGGAUGACUGUGCCAUGUAUAAACUGCUGAGAAUAUGCAAUACAAACUGAUGAAACUAAUAAAAAAGGUUCAAACUGAA